AGUGCAUUUUAUCGGGCGCACUUUUCCAUAUCUGAUUAGAGCUGUGGGGGCUCGAACGCUCCUCGCCGGCUGAACCGCAUUCAUUAGCCGACGCUCUACCACUGGACCACGAGCGCAUGCAAUUUGUGCUCGUUUAACGGGUCAGCUAACCCCAUCAACACGCAUGCGUAAUUCAGUAAACUAUGAAUUGCUCAUGCGUGUGACGUGACGGUCCACUCUCCAAUCAUAUUUUCUUGAAACCACACCCGCCAUUGUUUAUGUCAACAUGACCGACCAAUCGGAUUAACCGGAUACCGCUUGAAAGGGAAACAUGUCAAGCGAUAAUCCCUUUCGGAUACUCCAGUCGGAAUAUACAUUCCUGAAAGAUAACCUAGAACUAAAAGAUACGAAACUCAUAGACCAUCUUUUUGAGAAGAAAGUACUCACCCCAGGACAAAUGGAAGAUUUGGGAGGUGUUUCACUAAACAGCAAGAAAAUUGAAAAACUUGUUACCUUGUUGAUGAAAAGGCCGCCUUGUGAUUUCAAACACUUCAUGGACGGACUUGAAGGGGAACAAGAUCACAUUAAGGAUCAUAUUCAAGAACGCUUGGAGAAGGCAUCUUCCGAGGAAAACAUUAUUACUGACACAGAAAUGACAGAAGACCAUGAAUCUAUGGACCAGGACACUGAUAAAGACAGUGAGUGUGACACAGAUGAAGAGGAAAGCUCUGGCAGUGAGGGCGACAGUGAGGAAGCCAGCGGUCAACCACUGAAGCGGAUAAAGGAUUUCAAGAUGGCCCCCGAUGAGCAGAAUGUGACCUUACAUGUCAAGGUCAUGAAGAUGGAACAAGUGGAGGAAAAGUCGAACCAGAAACAGUUCAUGGCCGUUGUGGCCGAUGCUACCUCAGCUGUCGAUAUUUGUGUGAGAAACGAAACACUCUUUGAUAAGUUCCAGCUGAAAGCCUGCAUUAUUCUGAGAAAUGUGACCUGGACCGGGAAGGUUUUACUCACAAAGGACUGCUCCACAGCAACCUUUGCCUCGGAGAUUCUGGUGCCAGAAAAUAUGACUGCCAUUGCAUUUGGGGAAGGAGAACCAGUGCCAAUAUCCCAGGCCCUUACUCUGCCUGAUAUGAGCUGGUUUACUUUGAGAGGGAAGGUAGUAAAGCAAUCGCCUCUCACAAGACGGAAGUUCUUUAAAAAGGUGUUGUUGUAUCGCCAAGUCAAGCUGAAGGACGACACUGGCUCCGUCUAUGUGGACACCUGGGCCAACAUUGCAGAGGACAUGAAGUUGGGCAGGGUUAUCCAGCUCGACUCCUGCAAGAAGCGACGACCGCCGAGUCCUGAUGACCCACUGGUAACCACAACGGUGAAGUCUUCUGUGAAGUAUCCACGCUCCUCAGAACUUAAACAUAUCCCGAAGGAUCAAUAUGAAAAAGGAAACCUAUUGGGAAUCGACAUCUCUCUUUACAUGUCCUGUCCAAACCCUAGAUGUUUCCAUUUCCAACUAACUGACAUGCUUUGUGAGUCUUGUCUGCGCAUGAUUCCUGUCCUGGACCAGGUGAGCUAUGCGAAGGCCAUCGUUGACAUCCGGACGCCUAAGGGAAACAUUCACUCACUGAUCGUCUACUGGCCGGAACUCUGCCAGCUGUUCCGAUUGUUUAAGAAGAAAACCCCUCCAGAAGGUAGUAAGGAGAAGAUUGUUGAGGCAUUUAAGGAUCUGGGGAACAAGACUGUCAAGUACAAGGCAUGUGGGGCUGUCAGCAAGUUUAAACUGUAGACAGACAAGGGGUGGUCGGGUAGCCUAGUGGUUAAAACGUUCGCUCGUCACGCCGAAGACCCGGGUUCGAUUCCCGACAUGGGUACAAUGUGUGAAGCCCAUUUAUGGUGUCCCCCGCCGUGAUAUUGCU
This is a messenger RNA of Haliotis rufescens (red abalone), 1886 nucleotides long. RefSeq lists its product as uncharacterized. Lineage: Eukaryota; Metazoa; Mollusca; Gastropoda; Lepetellida; Haliotidae. The record is from RefSeq and is a predicted model, not a curated record. The coding region runs from base 311 to 1756 and encodes 481 amino acids. Gene Ontology annotation, biological process: regulation of apoptotic process. The transcript has 6 exons.